This is a messenger RNA of Phragmites australis (common reed), 2474 nucleotides long. Its product is annotated as cysteine-rich receptor-like protein kinase 10. Bases 132 to 2141 code for a protein of 669 amino acids. Gene Ontology annotation, biological process: protein phosphorylation. Gene Ontology annotation, molecular function: ATP binding; protein kinase activity. The transcript has 7 exons. The record is from RefSeq and is a predicted model, not a curated record. NCBI's taxonomy places the organism in Eukaryota, Viridiplantae, Streptophyta, Magnoliopsida, Poales, Poaceae.
ACUGAAUAUAUACAUUUUUCUUUUCCUUUCUUUUCUUUUCUUUUUCCAAGUGAUGGAUAGUGACCUGGAACAAAACAACAAGCAAGCAUGCAAGGAACUAGGCCAGGCGAAUCGUGCCGUGGUUAGCGGCCAUGGCGGGCGUCCUUCUCAUCAUCAUUGGCGUCCUCCUCAUGGCGCCGUCGGCAGCGGCAACGGCGGCGGUCUGCGGCAACGGCAGCAAUUACACGGCCAACGGCACCUACCAGUCUAACCUUGCCUUCCUCGCCGCCACCCUCCCAAUCAACGCCUCCUCCUCCCCGCAGCUCUUUGCCACCGCCACCGCCGGCCAAGCCCCCAACAUGGUGUACGCGCUCGCGCUCUGCCGCGGCGACAUCACCAACGUCACCGCGUGCAGCGCCUGCGUCGCCGACUCGUUCCAGUACGCGCAGCAGAUGUGCCCCUUCCACAAGGGCGCCGCCGUCUACUACGACGACUGCCUCCUCGGCUUCUCCGGCAACAACAUCCUCGCCCCGUCCAAUAAUAUUACACAAGAUAACAGCACCCUCUUCCAGUAUUGGAACCAGCAGACCAUCGCCGGCGACCCCGCCCUGGUGACAGCCGACGUCCGCGAGCUGCUGACGCAGACGGCCCAGGAGGCGGCCGGCACGGCGAGGCGGUUCGCCACCACGUUCAUGGACGCCUCCAGCAGCGCCAUCCCGACGCUCUACUCCCUGGCGCAGUGCACGCCGGACCUGUCCGCCGCCGACUGCCUCGCGUGCCUCCAGCGGAUCAUCGGCUUGGUCAACGCCACCACGUCGGUGCGCGUGGGAGGACGGAUCCUGCUGCUGCGGUGCAACAUCAGGUUCGAGGCGUUUAUGUUCUACUACGGCCAACCCAUGAAGCGGAUCACGCCAUCAUCCAUCGCUCCGGCACCUCCCGUCCCGGCUCCGACGACAAACAAGAGACUUGGGAGCAGGCCCUGGGUGAUUACCUUGUUUGUAGCACCUCCUCUAGCGGUAGUAGCAUUCUGCUUCAUCUUUUACUGUCGUUGGCGAAGAAGAAGGUACAGAAAAGGUAAAGUGAGAUUAGGAGAAAAGCGUACUAACAACUUGCAAGGAGGAGAUGAACUAGAUUGGGAAAUGGAAGCAGAGCUCUCCGAGUUUUCGGUUUUCGACUUUCAUCAGAUAGUGGAGGCUACAAGCAACUUCUCCGAAGAAAACAAACUUGGGGAAGGUGGAUUUGGCCCUGUAUAUAAGGGCCAGUUUCCUGAGGGAACGGAGAUAGCAGUUAAGAGACUUGCUUCACAUUCAGGACAAGGUUUCGUAGAGUUCAAAAAUGAGGUACAGCUCAUAGCAAAACUCCAGCACAGCAAUUUGGUUAGGCUCUUGGGAUGUUGCUCUCAAGGAGAGGAGAAAAUAUUGGUCUAUGAAUACUUGCCCAACAAAAGCUUGGACUUCUUUAUCUUCGAUGAAACUAGAAAAGCUUUACUCGAUUGGAAUAAACGUCUAGCAAUAAUAGAAGGAAUUGCAGAAGGACUUCUUUAUCUACAUAAGCACUCCCGGUUGCGUGUCAUACAUCGAGAUCUUAAACCAAGCAACAUUCUCUUGGACAACGAAAUGAAUCCUAAAAUCUCAGACUUCGGGCUAGCAAAAAUAUUUAGCUCAAAUAACAUAGAAGGAACCACUACAACAAGAGUGGUUGGUACAUAUGGCUACAUGGCUCCUGAGUACGCUUCAGGGGGACUCUUCUCGAUCAAAUCCGAUGUCUUCAGCUUUGGCGUUAUUAUUCUUGAGAUACUGAGCGGAAAACGGAAUUCUGGUAGCCAUCAGUGUGGAGAUUUCAUCAAUCUCCUUGGAUAUGCAUGGCAGUUAUGGGACGAGGGAAGAUGGACUGAACUCGUUGAUGCAUCCUUGGUUCCCAAGAGUUACUCGACAGAAAUGACGAGGUGCAUUAACAUUGCAUUGUUGUGUGUACAAGAGAAUGCAGCUGAUCGACCGACCAUGUUAGAUGCUGUUGCAAUGCUUAGCAGCAAGACUAAGAUCCUGGAAGAGCCGAAGCACCCACCAUAUUUCAAUUUAAGGGUAGGAAAUGAAGAAGCAUCAACUGCUACUAAGUCGUGCAGUAUUAAUGAUAUGGCCAUAUCUGUCACAGCUCGUAGAUAGUUUUUGUUUGUGUCAUGUAUUUUGUGAAGUGCGAGAACCGAGAAAUAGCUCGGUAGGUAGAACCUUCAGUUGAGAAGCCGUCAAACUGAGCUCGAACCCGAAUGCUCGCAGGUCGUGUGAGAAUAUAUUCCUUAAAGGAUUAUGUACUCCUCUCACUCAAUCCCUUGGUCGAGUUUUUCUUAUAGUGCAUAAGUUUAAGUGGUAUAGUGUGCAUAAUUUUUUCUAUUUAUCAUAAUUGAAAUGUAUUUUGGGCAGCUUUUUCUCUUGAGGAAACAGUAGGGAAACCCUACUGGAUUAUAUAUUUAUAGAUUGUGAUAUGCAAGUUGUUUACAA